UCUGCCUCGGAGGCCAACGAUGCAGCAGAACGUGGCAUCUGCCUCGCCGACCGCCGUGGGGUCGCCCAGCUCGUCGGCGGCCAAUGCUGUCCGCCGGGCGCCGGUGACCGAGACGCCGCUCCUGCACCUUACCGACGGCGAGAAGCGCGAGUACGCGACGACCGGCCACCGCGUCUGCGCCGAGCUCAUCAAGCUCGCGGCCCUCACGCGCGAGGCCAAGGUGCGCUCGACGACGCGGGACGCAGCCUUUUGCCGACAGACAUCGACGCUCAGCAGCGUGCCAUCGCUGCAGGCGUACAUUGACCGCGUGCACCCGACGAUCUUCGACAGCCUCGACGCGACCAUGCACGUGUGCACGAUCGAGGACGCGGACGAUGGCAACCACCACCACAUUCGCCUCCAGUGGGGCUUGAUCCACGUGCCGUGGGGCCACGACCGCGAGUUCACCUACCUCGAGGUCCAGCGCAUCUUUGUGGACGCGAAUGGCUGCCGCGGCUACGCGCGGUGCCUCUACUCGGUCCCGCUCUCGAUCCAGCUCACGCCCGUCAAACGGCUCCUCGGCACGCUGUACCACUCGGGCAUUGUCGUGAAAGAGACGUCAACGCCCGGCGUCUUGGAAGAGGUGGUCCUUAUCAACAUGGCGCUCCAGGGCCACGUCCCGAUGUGGAUGACCACCAUAGUGGCCAAGAGUCUGCUCAAGCGCACGUGCCAGCUGCAACGCGCGCUCGUCGGGCGACCCUCGACGCGCCGGGUGUCGAUUUGGACCGAGACGACGACGACAGGCGAUGCGAGUACAACCAAGACGCUCUGCAAGCGCUGCACCAAGCCGCUCCCUUGGUUUCGCCUCAAAGCCAAAUGCGCCGUCUGCCUCGAGAUGGUCUGCCGCGACUGCUCGACGCACUGGGACAUUCUCUGGAACAAGUCGGACCGCGUUUGCAGGCUCUGCCACGGCCACGUCCUCUCGAUGCAAGCCAAGACGGCCGCCGCCCACGCCCUGUAACUCACACACUCCUAUAACUUAUCGCACGACAACUAUCACUUAAAUGUGGC
Saprolegnia parasitica CBS 223.65 is the source of this 1050-nucleotide messenger RNA. RefSeq lists its product as hypothetical. Lineage: Eukaryota; Oomycota; Saprolegniomycetes; Saprolegniales; Saprolegniaceae. The coding region runs from base 20 to 1000 and encodes 326 amino acids. The transcript is spliced from 2 exons. The record is from RefSeq and is a predicted model, not a curated record.